AUGGAAAACUGUAUAUAUGAUGGUGGGAUUUUACAGCCGGGCUCCCCCAUUGCUGGGAAAUGCUGGUACUCGUAUAGUACUCCACCCACAGCACAGCGGGACUGCAAGAUAGUAAUCGAGAAUUUUAAUAUCUCGUAUGGUAGGAUACUACUAUAUUGUAUAAACGUCUCUAUUAUACUGAUAUCAUACUUCUCCGCAUCAUAUCGAGUGUACUCGUACAGUACACUUUUAACACCCCACCUUUCUUGA
Tuber melanosporum (Perigord truffle) is the source of this 249-nucleotide messenger RNA. RefSeq lists its product as uncharacterized. Bases 1 to 249 code for a protein of 82 amino acids. Lineage: Eukaryota; Fungi; Ascomycota; Pezizomycetes; Pezizales; Tuberaceae. The record is from RefSeq and is a predicted model, not a curated record. The transcript has a single exon.